Messenger RNA from Lottia gigantea (owl limpet), 3108 nucleotides. RefSeq lists its product as hypothetical. Gene Ontology annotation, biological process: rescue of stalled cytosolic ribosome; ribosome-associated ubiquitin-dependent protein catabolic process. Gene Ontology annotation, molecular function: tRNA binding; ribosomal large subunit binding. NCBI's taxonomy places the organism in Eukaryota, Metazoa, Mollusca, Gastropoda, Lottiidae. Gene Ontology annotation, cellular component: RQC complex. The record is from RefSeq and is a predicted model, not a curated record. Bases 1 to 3108 code for a protein of 1035 amino acids. The transcript is spliced from 29 exons.
AUGAAAAGCAGAUUUAGUACAGUGGAUAUAGCUGCUAUUGUCAAAGAAUGGAAAAGGUUUAUUGGAAUGAGAGUAGUGAAUGUCUAUGAUGUUGACAACAAAACGUAUUUGAUUCGACUUAACAGACCUGAUGAAAAAGUGGUAUUACUGUUAGAAUCAGGAAUACGACUCCAUAGUACAGACUUUGACUGGCCUAAAAAUCCUGCUCCUUCUGGAUUCUCAAUGAAGCUGCGUAAACAUAUCAAGAAUAGGCGAUUAGAAGCUGUAAAUCAACUAGGUAUGGACAGAAUUGUUGACUUUCAGUUUGGUUCAGAUGAAGCUGCUUACCAUGUGAUAUUAGAACUUUAUGACAGGGGUAACAUAGUGCUGACAGAUUAUGAGUAUACCAUAUUGAACAUACUGCGACCUCGUACAGACCAAAGUCAAGAUGUCCGCCUUGCUGUACACGAGAGUUACCCUGUCACAGUUAAACAGCACAUCAGACCUACACACGACAGACACUUGCGUUAUAUUUUUAGAAUAGAAGAAAUUUUGUCUUCUGGUAAAGAUGGAGAUGUUAUAAAGAAGUUACUUCUGCCUCAUUUAGACUAUGGUCCAGCUAUUAUAGAACAUGUUUUACAAGGAGUAGGCUUCACAGAAAAUGUUAAAAUUGGAAAAGGAUUCAAUUUGGAAGAUGAUUUACGUAAAGUAAUGAUUGCUAUGGAAGAAGCUGAACAGUUAUUGAUACAGUUAUUCACACAGCCUUCUAAGGGUUACAUCACACAAAGGAAAGAUAAAAAACCAAACCCUAAGGGUGGAGAUUCAGAAGAUUUAUUGACAUAUGAAGAGUUUCAUCCUAUAGCUUACCGGCAAAAUGUUAAUAAAGAAACCAUUGAAUUCCCUUCUUUUGACAAGGCUUGUGAUGAAUUUUUCUCUAAGAUUGAAAGUCAGAAGAUAGAUAUGAAAGCUUUACAACAGGAGAGAACAGCUUUAAAGAAACUAGAACAUGUUAAAAAAGACAAUGAAAAGAGAAUUCAAGGCUUACAACAAGAACAGGAAACAGAUGCUAUGAAAGGACAGUUGAUAGAACUAAAUCUUCCACUAGUUGACCAAGCAAUAUUGAUUGUCAGAAAUGCUAUAGCUAAUCAGAUUGACUGGAACGAAAUUUGGAAUCUCAUUAAAGAAGCGCAACUAUCACGUGAUCCUGUUGCCAUGGCAAUCAAAGGAAUCAAACUGGACACCAAUCAUAUUACAAUGUUAUUAAGUGAUCCAUAUUGUGGAAGUGAAGAUGAAGUGUCAGAAUAUAAACCAUUAAAACCUCUUCGUAUAGAUUUAGAUUUAUCAUUGAGUGCUUACGCUAACUCAAGAAAAUAUUUUGAAAAGAAAAAGACAGCCAAGAAAAAAGAACAGAAAACUGCUGAUGCUUCAUCCAAAGCAUUUAAAUCAGCUGAGAAGAAAGCUAUGAAACAGUUGAAGGAAGUAGCUACUGCUGUGUCUAUCAAUAAAACCAGAAAAACUUAUUGGUUUGAGAAGUUUUUAUGGUUCAUCAGUUCAGAGAAUUUUCUAGUUAUUGGUGGACGUGAUUCUCAACAGAAUGAACUGAUUGUUAAACGAUAUUUCAAACCAGGUGAUUUAUAUGUCCACGCAGACCUACAUGGUGCCAGUAGCGUUAUUAUAAAGAAUCAUACUAGUCAACCAAUUCCACCAAAAUCAUUAAACGAAGCCGGUACCAUGGCUAUAUGUAACAGCGCAGCUUGGGAUGCUAAAGUUAUAACUAGUGCUUGGUACGUCCAUCAUGACCAGGUCUCUAAAACAGCCCCUACUGGAGAAUAUCUGACCACUGGUAGCUUUAUGAUCAGAGGUAAAAAGAAUUAUCUUCCACCCUCCUAUCUUAUUUAUGGUUUUGGUAUUCUCUUCAAGCUUGAGGAAGGUAGUGUAGAAAGACAUAAAGGUGAAAGAAAAGUAAGAACAUUAGAAGACGAUGAUUCUGCCUCGAUUGUGGAUUCAGUUGCUGAUAGUGAGGCUGAGGAUAUUGAUAUUAAUUCAGAUGAUAGUGGAAGCGAGGAUGAAGGUGAAGGUCAGGAAAAGGUGAAGGUUGAUGAAGGUGAAGGUCAGGAAAAGGUGAAGGUUGAUGAAGCAAUAGCAGACGUAAAAACUGAAGAGUCAGAUAAAAGGGGGAUAACUGUAAAUGAUGAAAGUUCAAAGGAGACCACUAUAGAAGAAGAAGAGGAUACAUCUAGUGAAGAAGAAGAACCAGAGAGUAGCUUUCCAGAUACGGCCAUUAAUUUACAACAUGUCAAAGGUCAAAAUGUGUCCAGUAAUGUCAGUUCUACUAGCGCCAUCUCUGAACAUGAUGAUACAGUUAUUUACCUUGAUAAAAGUGAAAUUUGUUACAGGGAUAUGAAGAAAGGUAAAACAACAGAGGACUCAGAUGACCAGAAACCAAAACAACAACAACAACAACAGGAUGAAAAUGUUAAACAAAAUAAGAUAAAUAAAGAAGAACCCCAACAGCCACCUAAAAGAGGUCAAAAGAGUAAAUUAAAGAAAAUAAAAGAGAAAUAUGGAGACCAAGAUGAAGAGGAAAGACAACUCCGCAUGGGAAUAUUACAGUCAGACGGCCAUAAGAAAGAACCAAAACGUAAAGGAAAGAAAGCGAAAGAACUUCAACAGAAACAAAAUCAACUGAAACGACUAGGUAAAUCGGACUUACCUAUAAUUGACUCUUCAAUACAGAAAACACAAGAGGUUAGUAUUUAUCAAGUACUGAACUUGUAUUCUCCCUAUGAUGAGAAAGGAGAUGAAGAUGUCCCACAACAACUUGGGGAUUUACAAGUUAUGGAAUCAUUAACAGGCUUACCACUUCCAGAAGAUGAAAUACUUUAUGCUGUUCCAAUGUGUGCUCCAUACAACUGUCUUUCAAAUUAUAAGUACAAAGUGAAAGUUUUGCCUGGUAAUACAAAGAGAGGAAAAGCAACAAAAACAGCUUUAAGUAUGUUUGUUAAUGAUAAAACAGCUUUGUCCAGAGAAAAAGAUUUAAUGAAAAUAUUAAAGGAUGUUGAUAUCUCGCGAAAUCUUCCUGGCAAAGUGAAAUUACAGGCACCAAAUAUUACAAAACGUAGAAAAUAG